Molecule: messenger RNA, 4733 nt
Organism: Diceros bicornis minor
Lineage: Eukaryota; Metazoa; Chordata; Mammalia; Perissodactyla; Rhinocerotidae
Gene: PNPLA4
Product: patatin like phospholipase domain containing 4
Exons: 8
Coding region: 292-1035 (247 amino acids)
Biological process (GO): triglyceride catabolic process; lipid homeostasis
Cellular component (GO): cytoplasm; membrane; lipid droplet
Molecular function (GO): retinyl-palmitate esterase activity; triacylglycerol lipase activity
Source: RefSeq, a predicted model, not a curated record
CGGCGUGCAGCAAAUGAAAGUCGUUCAGGGUCAGCGGAAUAGCAGGUGAGGACCGGCCCGCAGGUAGUGCUAAAAGGCUCAAAGGGACGAAAACGCAUCCCUAGGUAUCGGAAGACAGCAAGACUCGAAAGGAGAAAGUCUUGUCCCUUACCCGCGCUCGGGACACCCGGGUCAAGCGGCCGACUGCGCGCCGCCAUCUUGAGUCCAGCGGUUUAAAUAGAGCAGGCGGGGCCGAGCGGAGGCCCGCGUCGUCUUGGUGACGUCACUCACCUGCGCGGUUUCUCAGCUAGAAUGAAGCACAUCAACCUGUCAUUUGCAGCGUGUGGGUUUCUGGGCAUUUACCACUUGGGGGCAGCAUCUGCUCUUUGCAGACAUGGCAAACAGCUCCUGAAGGAUGUCAAGGCCUUUGCCGGGGCCUCUGCGGGAUCCUUGGUUGCUUCUGUCCUGCUAACAGCUCCAGAAAAAAUAGAGAAAUGUAACGAAUUUACCUACAAGUUUGCUGAAGAAGUCCGAGGGCAGCCUUUCGGGGCAGUGACACCCGGCUAUGACUUCAUGGCCCGAUUGAGAGGUGGAAUGGAGUCGAUUCUCCCCUCCAACGCUCACGAGCUGGCCCACGACCGACUGCACGUGUCUAUCACCAACACCAAGACUGGAGAAAAUUACUUAGUCUCAAGUUUUCCCUCCAGGGAAGACCUCAUUAAGGUUCUCUUAGCCAGCAGCUUCGUGCCCAUUUACGCAGGACUGAAACCAGUGGAGUACAAAGGGCAGAAGUGGGUGGACGGAGGCCUUACCAAUAGCCUUCCCAUCCUGCCUAUAGGCCGGACAGUGACCAUCUCUCCCUUCAGUGGACAACUGGACAUCUCCCCGCAGGACAAAGGGCAGCUAGAUCUGUAUGUUAACAUCGCCAAUCAGGACAUAAUGAUUAACCCGUGCUGUGAAGAAGAGAAAGAAGAGGGUUGGGUUGAAGGCAGCAUCACGUCUACACAAAGCCUGCGGAAGGCUCACCACUUCUCGGUACCUGAAUCUUCCUUAUAGACGCGAGAAGACUGCCUUCUAUGAACCUGGAAGCAGACUCUCACCAAACACCGAAUCUGCCAGCACCUUGAUCUUGGACUUCCCAGCCUCUAGAAUCAUGAGGAAUAAAUUUCUGUAGUUUGUCAGCCACCCAAUCUAUAGUAUUUUGUUGUGACAGCCUGAAUGGACUAAGACUUCAACCAUGGUGGCACCUCGAUCUCGGACUUCCAGCCUCCAGCACUGUGAGAAAACAAGUUUCUGUUGUUCAAGUCUAUGGUAUUUUGUUAAGGCAGGAAGCAACAAGAGGCAUGAUCCCUCUACCAAAUGGGCCAGGUAACUGCAUCUGAGUGAGCCAAUUUAGUCUGGAUCUGAGGACCUGGUAUCAAUUGUGCACAUGAUAACAUGUAAAUUUAAUUGAAAUAUUUUGAAUGCUCGAUAUUUUGCUGCAUAUAUUACCAGAAUCAGAUUUCUAAUCUGGAGACAUUCCUUGACCUUUUAACCUUCAUAUGCCAGAGGUCUAAUAUCUUCAAAUUGAGGAUAAUACAUGAUAAGGAUAAGAUUUCCUAAUACAUGUUAUCACCUUAGAAGCUUCUAGAGCGAGACAGGCUGUAGAGAUAGCAAUGAUUUAGGUAGAAAAUAGAUGGAUAGGUAGCCAAAAAUAUAGCACUAGGGCCUUAUUAGCAAGUGAUUCAAUCUUACGAGAAAAAUGAAAAGCUUUUGAGAGACAAAGCUAAACCUUUCCAUAAAUUACAUCCCAAAUAUAGGAACUAUAUGAAAAAAUGAAGCCACUGAAAAUCUAGAAGUAUAAAAAACAACUACUUUUAUGUUAUCUACGAGACUCAUCUUUUCUACAUGAGACAAUAUCACCUAUUUAAAUCCACAGCUAUUUUUGCAUUUGCUUCAUCUGUGCAGGUACUAUAUUUAAGGCAGACGUGUGAUGGAGGAAAUAACACCUACUCCAGUGGAUUAAUUUAGGAGAUUCACUUGAAAAAUAGCCUUACCUUCCUCUAAAUUAAGAAAUAUUUACUCUCACUCUGCAGAUGUCGGAUGAGAAAAGAAAUGAUAGAGCUCUUGGUUUCAAGAGAAAUGUCUCUUUAUGGUGUUAUAAAUUGUGCCUUGCAAAUUAAAAUUCUACAAGCAAAAGUUUCCCUUCAUUCUGGGAAAAUAGACAUUGCUAAUAUAAUGCUUUUCUUUCCCAUUUUUAGGGUUUCUGGAUAAACUUAAAAGAAGUUAAAAUUAGCCAAAUAUGACUCAGUUAACAAGAACAAAAAAGUAGAAAACAGGGUAAAUAAGUCAACUGAUUAAGAAAAAUCUAUUACAGUUGCUGUAAAGAAUAAAAAUCCUUGUUUUUGCAGAAGUAUGCUAUCCUAUUUCAGACUAUUUAUAUCAUAUACUGGCCCCAAAUAUAAUUUUUAGAUAACCAUGAGUUUUAAGUAGACAUUUUUGUUUUUGGCUUUGAGUAUUAUAUGCCACCAGAUGGAUGAAAAUGACUUUACAGACUUCACAGUUUCUUUAAACUGCAAAUGUUUAAUUAAAGAAACAUGCAUUAAAGAAAGUCAAUGCACACACAAAUGCACAACAUCACCAUAUUUUUCAUUCAGGUCUAUAUAUCUGGGGAUGCAAACAUUAACAAAAUCCAGUCUUUUACCUCAGUGGGGGGAGCAAAGGAUUGAGGUAUGGUGUGGGUGAACGUUAUGAGUUUUAAAAUAGAAAUCUCUGCCCAAAGAAGGGAGUUGUUCCUACCAGAAUUGUCAGAAAAUGGUAAGAUAAUGUGCAACUGUACCCCUGACCUCAAGUAGCUUAUUUAAAUCAGGACAUGCAAAAAAGUAACUCUACUAGGCAGAAUAAAAUGCACAAUGGAAGUUUAAUAUCAUAUGCUGCUGGUGGGAGUGCAAACUGGUGCAGCCAUUAUGGAAAGCAGUAUGGAGAUGCCUCAAAAAAUUAAGAAUAGAACUACCAUACGAUCCAGCUAUUCCACUGCUGAAUAUUUAUCCAAAGAACAUGAAAACAUGAAUGCAUAAAGAUACAUCCACCUCUAUGUUUAUUGCAGCAUUAUUCACAACAGCCAAGACUUGGAAGCAACCUAGGUGCCCAUCAAGGGCUGAAUGGAUAAAGAAUAUGUGGUAUAUAUACACAAUGGAAUACGACUCAGCCAUAAAAGACAAUGAAAUGUGGCCAUUUGUGACAACGUGGAUGGGCCUUGAGAGUAUUACACUAAGCGAAAUAAGUCAGAGGGAGAAGGUCAAAUACCAUAUGAUCUCACUCAUAAGUAGAAGAUAAAAACAACAAACAAGCACAAGGAGACGGAGAUUGGAUUGGUGGUUACCAGAGGGGAAGUGGGGAGGAAGGAGGGUGACAGGGGUGAUUAGGCACAUUUGUGUGGUGAUGGAUUGUAAUUAGUCUUUGGGUGGUGAACAUGAUGUAAUCUACACAGAAAUUGAAAUAUAAUGAUGUACACCUGAAAUUUAUAUAAUGUUAUAAGCCAAUGUUACCGAAAUAAAAAAAAAGAAAACUUACGUACACACACACACACACAAACUGUGAUCAUGCUAAAUAAGAAGAGAUUCAUUCCACAAGGGUGGGCCAUGAAGAUGGGGUGCAAGGCAGCGAGGAUGUUGGUGGAGUGGCCUUGGAGACAAGCCUGGCAAGAAGAGAUAGUCAAAUGGCAAGAAAAUGGUCUGAAGUAACACCAUUAAGUCAAUUUUUAUGCUAUGUGCUUUUAUUCUAAUUUGUGAGACUAGUCUCUUUUACAUUAUUUCGGUCAUCUUAAUUGGUUCAAGUUUAGCCCGAUGGAAGCAUUAUGAUGGGAAAGGGAGAGAAGUGAAGCAGAAGUGAUUUGGGGGGGAAAUGUACACUGGACGCAGGAAGCUCAGGCAUGGCAUCUCAGAUUGGGACAGCUGUAGUGCAGCCUUGGCCUCCAGCACCCUGGACCCCGAGGAGCUUGCCAGGAACAGGGCAGGGAAGAGAGCAGAUGAAUGGAGACACGGUGAAUACCAGAAGCAGGGCAGCUACUUGCUCAUUUUGUUUGGAGCUUGCCUCUGCCCUCCUUUCUGCUAAGCUGUCUGUACCAAGAUCCAGUCACUGCUCUCCUUCUCUAUCACUGGUCGUUUUGUGGGAUCGGCAGGACAGAGAGGUUAGGGAGAUGCAGAGCCCUCUGAAGUUACAGAACUCGGCACUAACAAGUGGGGCAUGCUCGGAUCAUCAAACCAAGAGCAGUUGUGAGCAUCAGAUGGAAGCUGUGUGUGGCGGACCUGUGAACACGCGUUGUUGCAAAUCUGAUUUGGUAAAAGCAGGACUCAGUCUCAAAACAUCCUUUUGAAAACUUUUCUUUCAAAAGCCCAAGUGCAGAGUGCAUUUUCCCAUAUAGCAUACGCUAAAUAAUACACAGCACGCAGAGCCAUGAGCACAGUACACGAUGUGAUGUUUCCCAAAGCCUUUCUUUGACGAGAUAUUUUCAAGUCAGUGUUAUUAAAAGAAUAAAAAAGAAACAAAACACUUUCUGUCUUUAUUGUUUAAACUUCCCUGAUAUGCUUGAGCAUUGUAUAGAUGGAAAAGAAAAUGCUUUCAGGAUGAAAAUUAAAAAUGAAUGACUUUGAGAUUUGAAGCAUAAAAGCCAAAAGAAAAAAAAAUUGGUUUUGCAUUUUCUCCCUCUCUGAAAUGUAUUUAUAGUCUGAAGCUUUUUCUCUGAAAGUAGACAGGGUUUUAAAAUAAAUCUUACC